This is a messenger RNA of Contarinia nasturtii (swede midge), 2197 nucleotides long. RefSeq names its product phospholipase A1-like. Lineage: Eukaryota; Metazoa; Arthropoda; Insecta; Diptera; Cecidomyiidae. The record is from RefSeq and is a predicted model, not a curated record. The transcript has 8 exons. Gene Ontology annotation, molecular function: lipase activity. Bases 1006 to 2145 code for a protein of 379 amino acids.
UCUUCUUCUUUUUCGUUGACGUUGUAUGCUAUAGUCAUUGCUCAGUGUGUAUUGAAAUAUAAAUGUUUAGUAAUGCAAAAGAUCUUGGCAUUCAAUAAGUGCAAAAUGUGAAGAAACGAAUCACAGUAUUUUAUAGCCACAGAAAAACAUUUAAGAAUAACAAAAUACACAGUUCACUCGCUCAUUCUCACGCUCAGGCAAACGCAUAAUAUAGUAUGCAUUGUGCACAGCAUGGAGAGACAAUAACAAAAGCAUUGCUGAAGUAGUUAUCGCAUCGUGAAAUGAUGACGCGCACACGCGAUAUUACCAAUUAUGCGUACAUAUCAGUGACUUUACAUCAGGAGUGUAAACACACUUAAAGCAGAGCAACAGCAACAUCAACAUAAAUUCUUUUAUCGAACACAAUAGCAAGCUAGAAUUUUUGCGCGUAAACCAAAAGCAUUCAACAACCAAAAAAGCCAAAGUGAGGUGGUUUUUCUGUAGUGCUGCGCAAAAUGGAAUGAGUGAAUGAGUGUUUCGUUGGUUAUUCAGUUUAUUCGCCGUAUUCUUUUUCUCUAUAGAGAUGUAUAUAUAUUUCAAUAUCUUGCUUUCUCCCUUGCUCUCGUUCUCUAUCUCUCGCAUUGUGUCGUGCGCGCGGUCGAACAUUCCCCCCUUACCGUUUUCAAUCAAAUCACGUGCUAAAGAAAUACUCUUAUCGGAUUUUGCCAUUUUGUGUUGAUGGAUAAACAAGUGUUGCAUUUGCAUUUUAAUACGGGGAGUAAAUCAAUGGAGCAACUAUAAUUCAAUUUCAGUUUUGUUAUUUUAUCGCACGUCGUUUAAAUCGAUCAAUAUUUUUCUAUGUUGUUGUGUUGUUAUAGAUGAGAAUGUGUGUUAGCCUUUUUGUGUGAACAUUCACUGUGUGUAUCAGUGCCAUUCUUGAUAUCGGGGUAAAUUGAACAUUUGCGACAGUGAAAUUGUAAAUGUGAAUACUGUGUAUCCAGUGUGUAUGUGUGUAUGCAUUAGUGAAUGUUAUUUUAUCCAUUUGAAAUGAAAAUCGGCCUAAUCCUUUUCAUCGGUGGUGUGAACUAUGCCAUUUUGACAACAGCUUUGCUCUUGAAUAUAUUGGACAAUAUCGUCGACAAUGGACUGUACCUGGGUUUUCGAGAUUUUUUCAAUACAACACACAAAGAUUGUGUUUGGCGUAAUACGUUCAAAGAUCACAAACUCUGUACCAAAGACGUUAAAAUUUGGCUAUACUCCAAUGGAGCCGAAGAGUUGAUUAAUCCAACGAAUGACCAAUGGUUGGUGAACUCCAAACACUGGGAUAAACGGAAAGAGAAUAUAAUUUUCAUCCAUGGAUAUGCGGGUGGUGAUAACUCUCCACCAACACUGUUGAUGCGUGACGCUUUCAUACAGAAUGGCCAGUAUAACUUUUUCAUGAUUGAUUAUGGACCGGUCGGAAGGGCUCCUUGUUACGUAUCUCUUGUACAAAACAUCAAAUAUGUCAGUAAUUGUGUGGCAUCUUACCUUCGAAACUUUAUAAAUUCCGGCAUGCAUAAGCGAAGCAUCACAUGUAUUGGACAUUCGAUGGGCGCACAUGGUUGUGGAUUAUUAAGAAGAUACCUUGGUUUUCGCAUUAAUAAAAUUAUUGGUUUGGAUGCUGCACUUCCAUUGAUUUUAAACUCAAACCGAUUGAGUUGGCGUGAUGCUUAUUUAGUACAGACAAUACAAACCAAUGCCGGCUACUAUGGUGAUGUGGGCACAAUCGGUCACUCCGAUGUGUGUGUUAAUAAUGGAAAUAUUCAACCAUUUUGCGCAAAUUCUCAAAAUCCAAAUCUUUGUAGUCAUUUGUAUGCAUUGUGUUUUAUAGCACAAAGUCUGUUUGAUCAUGAGCAUCACAUGCAAGCUAAACGGUGUAAAGCAACAUGCCCUCACUUGAGCAUAUUUCAAAUUGGCCAAUUGCUUCAAAAUCCAUCAGACCACUCAACCAUUAAUGAAAAUACAAUUGGAAGCGAUGCACCCGAGAAUAUAUUGAUUGGCAUGAACAUGUCCAGCAGUGCUCGCGGUUCAUAUUGUUUAUCAGCAGCGGAACGACCGUUUUGUUCAAUGAACAAAAAUAAAAUUGGCAGUCGACGAUGUUGCAGUCUUACUAAUAUGUUUACAUAAAAAUAAAUGCGAAAUCCAUAUGAACGAAAAAUAAACGCACAUUUUAUUUUUA